GACUGAGCCUGUGUAGCUUCAUAAAGCAGGCCGUCAAUCACGAUAGUCAGAGUUAUUCACUAUCUGCCGCUUCCGGUUUCGCUCUGGACUUCAGCGGGCGCCAACUCGGGAAAAACCUAUCGAGAAUUUUCUCUGUUAUCCAGGACUGUUCAAUCCUGUUCAGAGUGUGGUUUGGAAUGAUUACUGGACGACUAUUCCGUUCGUGGACUUAAUAUUGGCUUCCUCAAGACUUUUACAGCACUUUAAAGAGAAAGAAGAUCACCUGUAGCCGUUGACCAAUGACACCUGUUGUCUCUUCAGCGCUCGCUUUGAGGGAAACUGUGCUGUAGACAAACUACGAGGAUUUUUGAACGUUUGAUGACGCAGUUAAGAUGAAAGUGACGGUAAAUUUUGGGGAAACGAGGAUUGUCGUUCCGUGUAAAGACGGUUGGAUGGUGCGGGAUUUGAUCGAUCAAGCCACUCAGAGAUACAAGAAGAUUGUUGAACAGGAUGGGGAAUUCCUGGUGCGGACGCUCCAUGUGGAGUAUGUGGACGGGGGGAUCCUGGACCCAGAUGACAUGCUAACGGACCUGGUAGAGGACAAAGACAAGCUGAAGGCUGUGUAUGAGAAGAUGGAGCUCCAGCAGAGGGCGAUGGUGAGUCCUGGGGGGAGUGUGGCGUCCGGUCACUCCAGCCCAAACCCCUCUGAACCUGAGCUCAGUGUCCUGCAGCCCUACCUGGGCAGUGAGAUAGAGGUCACCCCCUCCACCCUCAAAUCAACCACACCUCUGUCCGUGCGAAGCAGCAGUGACCCCGCCCUCGCCCCGCCCCUGGAUGUCAUUUCAUUGGAUGCUGAGGACAUCAGCAGACCCCAGUCCACUGGUGUCGGUCAUGCAGCCACUGUGAAGGGAGGAGCCAUGGACAAAUCCAAGGUGGACGUCCCAAACUCCAGGACCGCACAAGUCGAAUUAAGCAGCCUCACGCGGACGGUGGAGAUUUUUGGAGACCUCGGGCCUCUGGGCAUCAAAGUCAUAUCAUACUGCUCCUCACUGAGUGGAAGGACUCUGGGUCUAAAUAUCCGAGCCAUCGAGAAGAACAGCCGCUCUGAACGAGAAAGGAUCUUUGAAGAGGACGAGUGCAUCGUACAGAUCAAUGACACCGAGUUAAUAGACAAGUCCUUCGCUCAGUCUCAAGAAGUGUUUCGGCAAGCCAUGUCCUUGCCCACCGUACGUUUGGAGGUGCUUCCUGUCGCCAACAAGCUCCGCUAUGAAAAGAGCCUCAUCGGUCAGCUUUUCAACAACGCCGAACCAAUCCCCACAGUCCCUAAAGUCAAGAGUCCUUUCUUGGUUCAUAGACUCGGUCCGAGCACUACGUCGACGCCGUCUCCAGAGCCGCCUGCGUCACAGACCCCGCCCCAAAAGGAGGAGGAGCAACUUCAACCCACAAGACACACCCCCGUUGAAACAGAUCAUCGCAGAGCCACGCCUUCUCCUCCGGUCAGCGCGUCACCCACCCUGAAAGAUCGCAGCGAGAGCCCCGCCCCCAAAAAGACCCCGGCCCUCGCCAUGCUGGUUAAUAUGAUCAACAAAAAGUCGAUGAGGAAAAUGAAGAUCGAUUUGAAGAAAGGUACGGAGGGCCUCGGAUUCACGGUGGUAACCAGAGACUCGUCCCUUCAUGGUCCAGGACCCAUUAUGGUCAAGAGCAUCCUGCCCCGCGGAGCUGCUGUUAAAGACGGACGGCUCAAGUCCGGAGACCGUAUCCUGGAGGUAAAUGGAGUGGACAUCACAGGACGCACACAAGAGGAACUGGUGGCUAUGCUGCGGAGCACCAAACUGGGAGAAACCGUGUCUCUGGUAGUCGGAAGACAAGAAGAGUUUCUGCCCAGAGAGCUGAAAGGAGAGCCGUCGGGUCCACUGCUUUCGGAGGACGGGCGAGAGCAGCUGAUGUUUGAAGUUCCUUUGAAUGACUCCGGCUCAGCUGGUCUGGGGGUCAGUCUGAAGGGUAAUAAGUCCCGAGAGACCGGAGAAGACCUGGGCAUCUUCAUCAAGUCCAUCAUCCACGGCGGUGCCGCACAUAAGGACGGUCGCUUGCGUGUCAAUGACCAGCUGAUAGCUGUUAAUAGCGAAUCGCUGCUUGGACGCUCUAACCACGAUGCCAUGGAAACUCUGCGGCACUCCAUGUCGACUGAAGGAAACCUCAGAGGAAUCAUCCAGCUGGUGGUUCUGCGUUCUGUGGAGCGCUCGCCUGCACAGGAAAAUCAAGAAACCAGUCCAAGUGUCAGCAGAAACGAGUCUCCUGUUCAUCUUCGUCCAAACACCAACCACACCAACAGUUCCGCACCACCAUCCACAGCAAACAACCGCAUGUACGAGGCCGCUCCUGCUGCAUACAGACCCCCUGUUGGACCGCAGGAGCUGCCGGAGGAAGAUUACGAUGACAACGAUUUCCCCCCUCCACCUUCUGAUCUGGACCUGCUGGAAACAAACCUUCCACAAAAACACCAACAAAAUCGGACUGAAAUGGAGCCUGUUUCCUACCAACCCACCAACCAACAAUACCCUCAACGACAAAAACUCCCAGAUUACCCCACCAACAAGUCUUCCAAGAGCAUGGAUUUAGUGGCAGAUGAGAGUAACAUGGCCUCCAUUCAAGGACAAAGACCUGAACCCCUCUCCUCUAACGGGAUGGCGCUGGGACCCCGGUUAGGUCUGCAGAAGUCCAGUUCUCUAGAGAGUCUCCAGACAGCCAUGGAGGAGGUCAGUAAGGACGAGGUGCCCUUCCAUCGUCCACGCACGCACAUGGUGAGGGGCCGAGGAUGCAACCUCAGCUUCCGCUACGCCAUCGACAAGUCCUACGACGGGCCGUCUGAACCUGAGGAUGAUGACUCUGAGGAAGACUCCGGAAGAGACACGCCUGCCAGCAGCUCCUCUCGACAGGAACUGGAUGAUGACAAGAAGGUAAAGAAAAAGAAAACCAAAAAGAAGAAAGAGAAAAAGACCAAGAAGAAGGACGAGCCCGAAGACCCUGACAGAAAGACAAAGAAGAAAGGAUUUGGACUGUUGAGCAUGGAGACCCCGCCUGACCUCAGAUCAGUGCAGAAGAAUAUGUUUGGGAGAAAAAACAAAGCCAAGGCUAAGGAACUGGGAGCUUUGAGUGAAGAGGAGGUGGACAAGAGUGAACCUGAGAUGUUUCUGUCAAAGAGUGAAAGGAGCAGCCCUGCUCCUGAACGUGCCGUCUUCCCGGACGUCGAAGACGACGAUCUGGAUCCAAACUACGCUCGCAUCAGCAAUUUCAGAGAGCCCCCUGCCUCCAGUCAAUCUCCCCAUCCACCUGGAACUCCCACCCAUAACUACUCUCAGCCUACAGUCCCCGCCCCCAACAGGGUGCCGCCCAAUGAGGAUGCGCUAGAGGGGCUUUAUGCAAAAGUGAACAAGCAAAGAACCGCCCCUCCAAAGACUGACAGUAAUGAAGACCGAUUGCAGCAAAUCAGAAAUCAGCUUCAGCAGGUGAGACCGGCUCCAUCCUACGAUGAUCUGACCGCCCGAAGACGACCGGAGUACGACCCUUCACGAAUCAGAGGGCCCGAUCCACGAAUGGCUCCCAGAUACAAUGACUCUGAUCGGCUGUACGCCUCCGUGCCCAGGAAGAUGCCAGUGGAGGACUACCCAAACCAGAACUGGGCCAACCAGAGAGACCCCGUCCAGUACCCCAACCCCAUCUAUGAGACCCAUCAAGACAACUAUCCUCCACGAUCACCCCGGUUGCCCGUACCCAGAACCGCAGAGGCCACGGGUGGUUACUAUCCCCAAACUCCAACCCAACAGAGAGGUCCCGUGAGACAGGACGUCCCUCCCGCAUCAAACCCAGGUGCCAGAGCACCACCGCGUUACGAAACCCUAAACCAGGGGAACUAUCGGGCGGCCAGUCCCGAUCGCUACAGCCCAUACGGAGAUGAACAAUACCAAGAUCCCCGGCAGAAGAAACCAAUGAUUGGAGCCGUCUAGACGAGGAGGAAGUAGGUUUGUGCCGAAAAAGUUCUGCGGUUAUGUAAGUGUGUCAUUUACAGGAACAGUCUAAUUAGUUUUCUGAGACUAAUGAGAAGAAAAAGCAAAUAAAAUUGCUUUGAUACAGCCAUCGAUUACUCCGAAGUCACUAGUUAAGUGAAGUUUGUGAUUUUGUUUUGGAUGUCAGCCAUUUUUCCUCAUAAUUAGCAUCAGUUCUGAACAUCAAGUUGAUUCUACACCAGUUGAGUUUGAAUUGUACAGCUGAAAGAAGCAUAUGGGUUUGUAUAUAUGUACGUUUUGCAUGUAUUUAAUUCAGUGCAUCACACGAAUGUGUAUAUGAUGGUCUGCUGUUGUUAGUGUGCCCAUUUCUGAUCGGUAGUCUCUUAUUAUCCUAAAAUAAACUUUGUUUGUUUAUACAUUGGGUGCCUUAUGUUAGCUUGGGUGAGAAGUUUUUAAAUGUGAAGAAAUUCGCCAUCAGUUUAAUUUUUUGUGGUUAUAUAAAAUGUUUUUUAGAUUUUCAUUCUGCUUUAUUGUCUGCGCAGUAACUCUGUUCUCCUAAAACACUCCAUUAACUUUGUUUUUCUUGUUUUUACUCUGCGAAUCAAUCCUAAAGUGUUUUUUCAUGUGAUGUUUUGAGGGUAAUAUUGUCUUUCACUCACCUCCCACUUGAUUGAUUUUAGCAAAGCCAUUCUGAGGACCAAAAACAACAAAACGGACAAGGAUACACAAACAGCCGAUCCGAUAUUGUUGUCAUGUCUUUUCUUUCAUCUUAGGUUGAGGUUUUUACAUUCCUGGUGUUUGUUUUCCCUUUUCAGCUGUUUUAUCUAAAAAUGCUGCGACAAGAAAUGCUGCCCCCUGGGUGCAAUACACAGCGCUCUGUGCACAGGGCUCUUUAUUAUUGUUGUUGGAUCACUGCUUUAAAAACAAGACCUGAUAUCCUUGGUUUGUAAAAUUAUCUGUUUAUUAUAGCUAGGAGAUAUACUGCCAGUCAAAACAGGAUCUUGCAAGAACCAACUUUUUUUGCACCCACUUUAUGUUGAGUUUUUUGCACAUUUAAUGCCUGAAUAAAGUGGUUUACAGGAAAAUGGCGAGAUAGAAACUGAGGAUACUGAGAAUAUAUGAAGUUUUGUGUAUUUUACUUGUAAGAUUUUACCUUAUAUACAUAUGCUACUCUAUCAACUUUAAAUGGUAUGUAUGGAUAAUCAAUCGGUGUUCGAUCUUGUCAUUAAAAAGUUGAUUUUAAUUUCUAUAUUUUUAUAUCACAUUUUUAAUUCAACGUUUAUGGAAAAUCUACAAUGUGUUUAUUUUGCUUUGAUUUUAUUUUAAUGGUUUAUUUAAUCUUUUAUACUUGUUUGCUUUAUUAACAACUGUUAAAGGAUUUUUUGUCAAUUUAUUUUGAAACCUAACAAAAGAGACAAAAUGCUGUGCAAUUUAGCCUUUUGUAAAUUUAAAUUAGACUUUUUCACAAUUUUUGAUUGUUUUUUGCUCUCUUGUAUUUUUGUGAAAAUCAAGAUGCUGUUCUGCAUAAUUUGUGAACUCAAAUAACAUGGAUGACUAUAAUUUUUGCUGUUGUUUUGAUACCUUAUUUUAGUUGUUUUUACUUUUGAAGUCGGGCAAAUGUAAUAUUAAAUGGAAAGAGAUGCGAGUGCUGCCACUAUACAUGCCAUAACCAAAAAUUAAUGUACAUAUAGGCCUACAUUGUGGGGUAUGGCAUUAAUUCACAUUACUUAUGACAUUUUGGUACCUUUUUUUAUUUUAAAUGAAACUGUAGGGUUUUUUUGUAAAUAAAGUGGUGUUUUGGUUCAUGACUUCA
This is a messenger RNA of Labeo rohita (rohu), 5796 nucleotides long. It is a transcript of the gene pard3ba, whose product is annotated as par-3 family cell polarity regulator beta a. The transcript is spliced from 24 exons. Gene Ontology annotation, molecular function: protein binding; phosphatidylinositol binding. NCBI's taxonomy places the organism in Eukaryota, Metazoa, Chordata, Actinopteri, Cypriniformes, Cyprinidae. Bases 372 to 3983 code for a protein of 1203 amino acids. Gene Ontology annotation, cellular component: apical junction complex; apical plasma membrane; cell cortex. The record is from RefSeq and is a predicted model, not a curated record. Gene Ontology annotation, biological process: establishment of centrosome localization; intracellular protein localization; establishment or maintenance of epithelial cell apical/basal polarity.